GUUGUAAGCGAGGAGAGUGAGGAGGAAAGCAAUGGUGUCAACUUGAUGGAGUUCUCAGAUGAGAUCCUUCUGCACAUCCUCAGCUACGUCCCUUGCACAGACCUUGUUCUGAAUGUCAGGAGAACCUGCAGGAAACUUGCAACGCUUUGCCUUGACAAGAGUCUAACACAUACAGUUCUCCUUCAGAAGGACUAUAAGGUGAACAAGGACAAAGUGAAGCAGCUGAUGAGGGAUAUUGGGAAGGAGAUUUACCAGCUGAACAUGGCUGGGUGCUACUGGCUGCCCAGCUCCACCAUCGAUCACGUAACACGCUGCAAGAACCUGGUGAAGCUCAACUUGUCCGGGUGCCACGUCACCUCUCUCCGGCUCUCCAAGAUGCUCUCCACGCUCCAGCACCUGCGCUCCCUGGCCAUCGAUGUCAACCCGGGCUUUGAUGCCAGCCAGCUGAGCAGUGAGUGCAAAGCCACCCUCAGCCGUGUCUCGGAGCUGAAGCAAACCCUCUACACGCCGUCGUACGGCGUCGUCCCGUGCUGCACGAGCCUUGAGAAACUGCUGCUUUAUUUUGAGAUCCUCGACCGCUCGCGAGAGGGGUUCAUGCUCUCUGGGCAGCUGAUGGUGGGCGAGAGCAACGUGCCCCACUACCAGAACCUCCGCAUCUUCUAUGCCAGGCUGGCUCCUGGCUACGUCAACCAGGAGGUGGUGAGGCUGUACUUGGCAGUGCUGAGUGAUCGGACGCCUGAGAACCUCCACGCCUUCCUGAUCUCUGCCCCCGGCAGCUUUGCGGAGACGGGAGCCACCAAAAACCUCCUGGACUCCAUGGCUCGAAAUGUACGUCUGGACGCUUUACAAUUGCCCAAAGCCUGGAUUAACGGCUCCGGGCUCCUGCAACACUUGAAGUUCAACAACCCUUUCUACUUCAGCUUUAGCCGAUGCACCUUAUCUGGUGGGCACCUGAUCCAGAGGGUCAUUAAUGGAGGGAAGGAUCUUAAAAGCCUGACCAGUUUGAAUCUCAGUGGCUGUGUUCACUGUCUGGCUCCGGAGUCCUUGUUUCGGAAAGCAGAAGAUGACAUUGACAGCAGCAUUUUGGAAAGCCUGGUAGUGUCUUGCUGCAACCUGAGGCACCUCAACCUGUCUGCAGCUCACCAUCACAGCUCUGAAAGCAUUGGGAACCACCUGUGCCAGCUGCUGUCCAGGCUAAAGCACCUGCUCUCGUUAGCACUGCCGGUUUGCUCCAUCACAGAUGUUGCUGCAACUGUGGAGAAGCCUCCCACUGCUCCUAGUUUGGUGCCCCAAACAUUUGGAAGGAAAGUUCGGAUUGGGAUACAGACAUAUCCAAGGAACUUAGCGGACCAGGCAAAUCAGAAGAUAGAGUCCUCAGUGUUCUGGGCUCUGAUGGGAAGCCUCCGGUUUUUGGAAACCUUGGAGAUAAUUGGGUCCAGUUUCUCCUCUGCCAUGCCCCGCAACGAGCCAGCAAUUCGGAACUCGUUGCCUCCUUGUGUCAGGGCACAAAGUGUGGGGGAUUCAGAGGUGGCUGCCAUUAGCCAAUUGACUUACCUGCAGAGCCUCACCUUAGCACAGCUGCCAAAUAUUCUCACUGGCUCUGGGCUCGUUAACAUCGGGCUGCAGUGCCAGCACCUGCGGACUCUUUCCUUGGCCAACCUGGGCAUGAUGGGGAAGGUGGUCUAUAUGUCUGCUCUCAUGGACAUGCUGAAACACUGCAAGUGUUUGAGAGAUCUCAGGCUGGAACAGCCGUACUUCUGUGCGGGCGCCCAGUUCUUCCAGGCACUGAGUCACUGCUCCUCUCUCCAGCGGCUUUGCAUCGUCUCCCGGAGCGGGACUCUGCAGUCUGACGCAGUGAUGUCAUUCAUGGCCAACUGCCUUGAGGUCAUCAUGUGCCACAUGUUUAUGGGAGAAUCUCUUACCGUUUGCAAAAAUCUCCAGCAAUCCAUUGUGCGGAGUUUCCAGGCAGAACGCCCUGCAUUAAAUGUCGUCAUUUUCCCUCUGCUUCAUGAGGACUUGACAGAGGUCAUCAGAGAUGUCCCCAUGCGGCACUUGGAUGAAAUUACCUUGUUUAAGAGCAGAGUGGCCGAGGAACCUCCCAAUUUGUGGUGGUGACUGUCACAGCAGGGAAAGGACAAGUCAGCGUGAACACAUGGAAUAGCUUCUUGUUGGCCUGGAUUGCCCGUCUUCGGCUCCUGGCCACCUCACUGGAUGCUGUACAAUCACUUUAACCAGGUGCAAUUGCAAAAUAAUAAUAAAGAAAAAAGCUGGUCCUUUGCAGUGGGGAAAAAUCUGUUGGAUGUUUGCUUGCAUCUGAAAAUCCUGUCUCAAAGGCUUCUGGAAUCUUGAUGAGUAUUUCCUUGCGGUUGAUAUGAAUUGUUUCGUUAUUUUGCUGAAGUUAAAGGUAAGAGAGACUGACUUAACGAUGCUCUUUCCCCCGUGUCGCCUGGUGUCUUUCCCAAGGGCCCCUGUGUACGUUGGCAGUGUGCUUUGUGAUGUUGGUGGAAAUCAUUCUUUGCUUCGGUCUGUUUUUGGCAAAGUAGAAAGCCUAGGCCAGCUGAGAGGCACAAAAAUGUGUUGCUCAAUUGAAGCGCAUCACAUCUUUUCUAUGUUACAAAUAGGCAUUUGUAGUCACACACGUGCAGUCCUGGAUAUUUAAAGGGUUUUUUUGAUGGAGAAGUACCACAAGGACUCUUCUUUUUAUUUUUAAAUAACAAAUUAAGGUCAUUAACCCCUCAACCAUGGUAUAUUCUUGCUGAUGCUGUUUCCAGUGGUCUGGUGGAAGAAGUUCUCAGCUCUUUUGGAAAUCCUUGUCUUAGGGUAGAUGGUGCCUACAGUAAAUAAGUUGAGGCUCAGAUCUGAUUUAUAUGCAGUCUGUCUUGCAGUGUAGAUGGGAAUGUAAUGUUCCAGUUCUGUCCUUAUAUCCCAUGCCUUGAGCUCAUGCUAAUUUUAGAGAUGUUAUGAAGUAUUUUCACAGUGUGAUUUCUGUCGGCUUCUCUGCUCCACAGAACUUCCUCAGGCAUCAGUAGUGGUCUGGAUCACUUUCAUAUUGCCUUAUUUACUGAGCACUUUUGAAAGCGUCAGACAGCUGUACCAAAAGCCAAGUAAUGAAUUCCUGGAGCUACAUUUCUGGGUGGCAUAAUUUCCCUUGGUAGCAAACCAGGUCUGUCUUCUGCAAAGCAGCUACUGACCAGAGCUGUCUAAAUUCACCUAAAUCCCGAAUGUGUUGAGCAGUGCUUUCCUGGGGAGGCCCAGAGUUGUCCAAAGAUGAUAUCCCCAUCUCCUUGUCAGCAUUUUCUGCACAAGAUGCCAUCUCCCAAACAAUAUUCUGCCCUCAGUGUUCAUGGGAGCCCUGCUCUGAUGGGCUAGAUUUGAGAGUAAAGUGCAUCUCCCAGCUUUGCAGGACUUUCCCUCCUUAUUUUCCUGUCAGCCAGGUGUGAGCCUGCCUGAAAGUCUGUCCUGUGGGUGUAAAUCUUGAGCCAGGCUGUGAUAACCCUUGUGCUUGGAGAGGUUACGGUGUAAGGAGCAGGUAAAUGUCAGGCUCCUGCUGGCACGGGUCUGUGCCUCGCUGGAACCAAGCCCUGCGUGGUUUGCUGGGGUUCCCUCCCUUCCCCUCUCAGGACAGGGAGCCAGCACAGUCUCUGGUUUGCAGUUGGCAGCAGGAUGGCGAGGCUGGCUCGUGCUCCUCUGGGAAUGCUGCAGCUGAGCUCUGAGCCCUCCGGAAGCGUUUGAGGCUCUGCCUCAGGUUCGGCUCCGUGCAGGUGAGUGUCAGGAGCUGGUGCCCUGUUCUUGGCAUCCUGCUGCUCUUUUCCCUCCCAUUCUCCCUGAUGAGGUCAUUCUUUCUACCUCUUGUCAUAUUACUUGCCUGUUUGAGUCCCUCUCUCCCUUUCCAAUAGCUUUCUGCUCUCCUUCUACCCUCACUUCAGUGCAUCUGAUGGAUUUUUUGGCAGAAACAUGAGCUGCUGCUCUGUCCAGUUCAGGCCACUUCAGCUCUGCCUGGUUUUUGUCCAGGUUUCUUUCCUAGGAUAGCUAGUGAGGGUUAGGGAGAGUGUUUGCAAAGCUACUUUCACCUCCUUGUCUGAAGCAUUGGCAAAGCUGCUUUCUCCUCCUUGUACCUCUGGCUGCAGGGCAGGGCAGAGGGAAGGCUGAGGAUAUGGAACCAGCUCUCUGAUGCCUAAGGGAACCUGUGUAGUCCUGUGAAGGAAUCCCAGCAGUUUGGUACGUGCUACAGGAGCGAGGCCGUUCCCACCCUCAGCAGGGAUUUCCCCUCCACAAACAGGCUGUGGCAUCAGCAGGAGCUUGGUACUGCUGCCAACUCACCUGUUCCUGUCCCACUGGAAAACCUGGAUGGGGGACCAGAGGUGUUCAGAAACCAGCUGUUGCUUGAUAGUGCUGUUAACCCUUUGGUCUUGGGAUUGCAGUCAACUGAUGGAACAGGCUGUUCCUUUGGCUUGGCACAUCUAUAUCCACCUGCCUCGUGUCUUGCUGGAUGGGGGCAGCAAUCAGGCAUGUUUUAUAAUGCUGUUAUUCUGUUGCCUGGGAUGUGUUGUUUAGGCAUCUGUAUUUGUGCAAGUGGGUCAGAAAUCCUGGUGAUGCUACCAGAUACAACCAUGGCUAGGAAAGGUCACCCACAGGUGAUAAAGAGAUAAAAAUUCCUUUCACCCCCAAUUCCGGGCCAGUGCUCGAUAUCUCUACUAGAAAUCCUCUUAUGGUGAGUGAGAAUUUCCGCUGCUUCUGCACUCCAGGCAGGAUUCACCAGAUGUUAAUAAUGUGCUUAUUUUCUCUAAGUGCUAUUUUGGCAUCGGUGUUAAUUACAAUUUAUAUUCUGCAACAUUUACACUGGGAAAAGAACCCACCCUAAUAGUCCCCAAUUGGCAGAGCUGGGCUAUUAAACACAGCUCCAUAUGUUCUGAGCGGAGCAAUGGUUGGGACUCGGAGCCCACUCAGCGCUCAGGCUCCUGCAGGAAGCCGUAGAGGAGAAGAGGGGAGCAGAGAGAUGGGUGUUCUGCUCCUGGCUUUUAUUUAAUAUGAAAUCCCCCCUCCUUUUCUCUGUUCUCUGUCCCCAUCUCUCCAGAAAUCUCCCUCCUGCUGUCUGUGAGCAUCUAAUGAGGUGAUCUCUGAGCCUGCUGAUGCUGCUGUCCAUAGUCUAAAAUAAAUGAAUUCAAUUCCAGAAGGUGCCCUUCUCACAGGGAGUGCCUCUGCAGGAUCCUAGUCCCUGCUGGCCUGUUCCUUGCUGCGCUCCAGAGCAGACCUCCAGGCUUUGGGAACUGCAGCAGAAGUCUUUGCUUUGAUCACCAACAAGGUGUCCACACUUCUGUGGGAGAAGGAUAUUCUGGGACAGGUGCUGUUAGUGCCUAAAAUCUGCUGUUGUUUGCUGCUCUGCUGACGUCCAAAGUCUUGUUUGGCGAAGUGGCAUUUGGUUCCUGCAGGCUGGGAGGCUCUGGAGUGACAGUGGUUUUGGUGUGGGGAAUUCGGAGUGGCUAAGUCAUCAGUAUUCCCCUGGCUUUCUUAGGAGCAGUGUAGGUUAAAGGAUUGCCUCCUCAGCUGUUUGCAAAGCUGAUUUCAUGGUCUCUUUGGGAAGUGACAGUGUAUCCACUGCUCCAUCUGGGGAAGGAGCUGUGUGGUGACAGCCUUUCCUCCCUUUGGAGAGCUUGGGCUGCAGUCGCUUGUUUGUCGGGGAGGGGGUUUGGCAGGAGGAGAUGAGAUUGGAGUGAGAGGAGAUAGGGCAGGAUGGAGUCACGGACCUCGCACUGGAAGCCAGACACACAUCAUGAGUCCUGGCCUCAGUUUCCUCACUUGUGGAAGGGAGGAGGCUCAUUUGCCUGGCAGGAAGCCCCCAGGGGUGCAAAAUGCUCUCUCCUCUGGGCGAGGUGUUGCUCCCUGGGGAGCACAGGGCAAGGCUGGGGCUGCCUCCUCCUCUGCCAGGUGUGUGAGAUCCUGGGGAGCAGAGCAGGACUGUCUCCUCACCUUGGUUUUCAGAGGUGUGAGCGUCCUGUGGUGGACCGUACACGUGAGGUGCUCGAUGCUUUCUCCCAGCAGCAUUUUUUAGGAUGGGGCGACAGAAACGUGAGACUUUUCCACUGACGGAGUGCAGAAGGGUUGUUUCACCUGCUUAAGGGAGAUGCAAUUCCCUCUUGGCCAGUCCCAACAGUGUCCAACCAAAGCUCCUCUCCCUGUCCACAAGGAGAGCGGUGCAGGAGCUGUGCUGGGUGUUGCAGAGGCGAAUCUCCUUCCACUGCAGCUCUCCUGCCUGUGUGAUGAGAUGCACAGGCAGCCGGGGUACUCCAGCAGGAGAAUCAUUUCCAUAGAAACCAAUUGGGAUCUUGUAUGGGGAAUAAUGAUUAAUAGUGAAGGGAUGUUGCCUCAGGCCCUUUUCAUUUUUUAGGGGCCAGUGAGGGACAAACUGGGGCACAGGUAAAGGGACAGGCAGACUCGAAAACUAAUGGAAACCAUCCCUUCCAUUAAUUUCCAGGGCAGCUUCCCCUCUUCUCCUCCUACCCAGCCCCCAGUGCUGCUUCCCAGCUUUCGUCAAAUUUUCAAAAUGGCUAACCUGGUUAGAAAUAAUCAUAAUAAUAAAAAAGGAUGGAUGAGGUCUGACUACUAACAUUGUUGCUGUUAGCAGCAGGAUUUCAGCCAUAAAACAUGAAGCAAGGGAGGCAUUGACCUUUCCACUGUUUGAAAUGAAUGGAGACAUCAAUAUCUAUUGUUUUGUGGCAUUGACCUCUGACGCUCUCGGUUCGCCCUCCCCUUUCUUUUUUUUUAAUUUCCCCCUGACACUCGAGGAAAGGGGUCAGUUUGUACCAUCUAUUGAUCCCGAUCUUACUUGGUGAUAGGGAAAUAAUUAGAAUUUUAAAGAUCUCUGCUGCAUGCUGGCGAAAUACAUACAGAGAGGCACAGGCUAAGCCCCUGCUUGCUGCGUUGCAUUCUCCCCCCUUCUUGCAGAGAUCCAAAGCUCUGAGAUCUGAAGGAAGACAGAUCAAUAUAGGUUUAAUCAUGAUGGGGGUUUUAUUUCAGUUUUUUAAAUGGUAAAGUGUAACGUUUUAUGUUAAUGUUGUCGGAGUCUGGCUGCCUGGUGCCUUGUUUUAUUUAUUCUUUUAAGUAGCCCCUUCUUUUGUGAACUUCAUCUAUGUACAGAGAAUGUGAAAUCAGGCAUUGCUAAUUAGCUGUAUGACAAUUAAGUAAUGUAGCACAAAACCAUUAGGACACUGGAUUUGUUUUUGAAGUUUGUCCUUUGAAGUGGAAGCUGCAACUCCCUGCCCAAGGCUGCUGGGGAAAAUGUUUUUCUAUCAAAACUUUCUUUGAAAAUAAAAUGUCAGUGUAAGAGUCCCUAUUUCUGUCAUCUCUCCCUCUAAACAGCGGGUGGAAAUUGUUUCUCCUUGUAAAAACUGCUGGCAUUGAUAGAAAAGGGGAAUUUAGGAAAGCAUUAAAUGGGUAGUUGGUCUCCAAACACCCUCAGUUCUGGUGAAGAUGUUACCAAAAAUGCUUGUUUGGAAGGGAAGGAAGGGUGCUGCGUUAGGAGAGAAGACCCAGCUCACGACCCUGGAGAUGGCAAAGGGAGGUGGCCCUAAAACUGUGGGUUCAGCUCUGACACCCCAAGUGCCAUCAAGGUGACAGUGUGGUCACAGACACCGACAGGCUCCUGGGUUCGGGCUCUCCAUCCGUGCGCUCGUUUGACACUUGUGUUUGCAUCUGGCCCUUUGUCCUCGUAGUGAGUCGAAUUCUGAAUGUGCAACUUUCAUGUACGCUGGUGGCAUGUAAAACUUCAAAUAAAGAGUGAAACAUUUGGAACCA
Manacus vitellinus (golden-collared manakin) is the source of this 7791-nucleotide messenger RNA. RefSeq names its product F-box and leucine rich repeat protein 18 (gene FBXL18). NCBI's taxonomy places the organism in Eukaryota, Metazoa, Chordata, Aves, Passeriformes, Pipridae. Gene Ontology annotation, cellular component: SCF ubiquitin ligase complex. Gene Ontology annotation, biological process: SCF-dependent proteasomal ubiquitin-dependent protein catabolic process. Gene Ontology annotation, molecular function: protein binding. The transcript is spliced from 4 exons. The record is from RefSeq and is a predicted model, not a curated record. Bases 46 to 2115 code for a protein of 689 amino acids.